This is a messenger RNA of Platichthys flesus (European flounder), 1233 nucleotides long. RefSeq names its product claudin 10e (gene cldn10e). NCBI's taxonomy places the organism in Eukaryota, Metazoa, Chordata, Actinopteri, Pleuronectiformes, Pleuronectidae. The coding region runs from base 157 to 1140 and encodes 327 amino acids. The transcript is spliced from 5 exons. Gene Ontology annotation, biological process: cell adhesion; bicellular tight junction assembly. Gene Ontology annotation, molecular function: structural molecule activity. Gene Ontology annotation, cellular component: plasma membrane; bicellular tight junction. The record is from RefSeq and is a predicted model, not a curated record.
GCCUGGUCCUCAUGUUUUAGGAUUAAAGCUUCACCAUCUGGAUUCAAACUAAAAAACAGAGCAAAGGGAAAUCGUCCGAGCUCCACAGUCGAGACGUGAUUUAAGAUAAAGACACAACAACAGCUUCCCUGGACCUGAGGAGACUCAGGCCCUGAGAUGCAGACCCGUGUUGUCCAGAUCUGGGGUUUCCUGCUGACGGUGCUGGGCUGGAUCUUUGUGGCGUGCACGAUGGCCAUGGAGGGCUGGAAGAUCACCUCCAUCGGGGGCAUGGGGGGCUCCGCCAUGAUCAAGGUGGCCUGGUACUGGUCCAGCCUGUGGAGAUCCUGUUUCACCGACUCCACUUCCGUCAGUAACUGCUACGACUACCCGAUGCUGUGGUCUGUGGAGGGUUACAUCCAGGUCGUGAGGGGCCUGCUGAUGGCGGCUCUCAGCCUGGGGGCGCUGGGCUUCGUGCUCAGUCUGCUGGGGAUGGAGUGCACCUUCAUCGGAGGGAAAGACCGUUCCAAGCAGAAGAAGAUCUACGCUGGAGGCUGCUGCCACAUCGUCGGAGGUUUUCUGUCUGUCUGCGGCUACGCUGUUUACGCUCAGUAUGUUUCAGUCGAAUACUUCAACCCCGACUUUAAUGGACUGAAGUACGACCUGGGCACUCCUCUGUUCCUGGGCUGGGUCGGCUCGGCUUUCCAUAUGACAGGAGGGUUUUUCUAUCUGUGGUCUGUGUGGACGCCGCUCUGUGGAGGAAGUCACAAGGUGAUCAACAUUCAGCCAAUAGCUGACCCAGAACAAAACAAGUCCAUCACUGCUCUGUCUUCAGUGUCAGAGAUCGCAUCUAAGACCAAAGUGUCAUCUGUCUCUGAGCUGGCGUCCAGGUCCGAGCGCUCAGACGUGUCGGCCAUCUCCUCAAGAUCAGAGCGUACGUCCAAAUCUAGACGCAUGGCCAAGUCAGGACAGUCGACGAAGACAGGGCGAAGUAUUAAGUCUGCAGGGUCGGGGUCGGGAUCAGGAUCGGGGUCAGAGUCCAGCCUCUCGUUGAGGUCCAGCAUUCCGACUCUGUCCGACUCGAGGAGCAGCAGCAGCAGCCGGACGGUCUCGUCUCUGUCCAGCAGCGCGAGCAGCGAGUCGAGCAGAAACUCUUUUAUCUGAGGAGAAACAAACUGGACAAUUCAUGAAGCUUUAACUUCAACUGGAUGUUUCGUGUGAAUAAAAACUGAUGAAAUCUUGUGUUUUAUAAGAAUA